This is a messenger RNA of Glycine soja, 849 nucleotides long. RefSeq lists its product as uncharacterized. Bases 53 to 661 code for a protein of 202 amino acids. The record is from RefSeq and is a predicted model, not a curated record. Lineage: Eukaryota; Viridiplantae; Streptophyta; Magnoliopsida; Fabales; Fabaceae. The transcript is spliced from 3 exons.
GGAUAAUAGAGGAAAACCAAAAACAACAACAACUACAUCAAGAGUUUGGUUGAUGUUGUUUCAUUUUCAUUUCUCUCUCAUCAUGAUGAAGAACAUGGCCUAUUAUUCCAAUAACAAGGUCUUCUUCCUCUUUGUCAUGUUCUUCUCUUCAUCUCUUCUUCACCUUGGUAUGUGUGAUAGUGCAGCUUCUCUUGAUCAGCUUCUACCUGGCCUAGCACAAGGUGAUUUUCUACAAGAUGCAAAAUGCAUGCAAAGGCUUCUUCCAUGCCAAGAAUUCCUGAAAUCUCCAAACAACCCUUCUCCGGCUUGUUGUGAACCAUUGAAGGAGAUGCAUGAAAAUAACACACAAUGUCUUUGCAAUUUCGUUAACAACACUCCGUUGUUUCAGUCCCUUGGUGCUUCCAAGGAUGAGAUCUUGAAGCUCCCUCAAGCUUGUGGCAUCGAUGUUGAACUUUCUAAGUGCAACAACACAACAGCAGGAGGAGGAUCAUCCCAAGAAUCAAGCUCAUCACCGGCAUCAGAAGGUGAAUAUGCUGCAUCUGAAGAGGAGUCUUCUGAAUCAACAAGUUCUACAAAUAUGAUUACCCCACAUGGAAUCGUUUAUUUUGGUGUACCUGGCUUUGUUGCAUUGUUGACAGCUCUAGUAUUUUCUUCAUACUAGGCCUAUGUACGAGAGUCUGCUUACUGUUGAAAUUUCUGUCUUGGUUCUGCGAAUUUUCAUGUGAUCAUGAAUACAGAAUGAGUAAAGAACAUGUACCAGCAGAACUCUGUCUAUAGUGCAACGCAUUUUGAAUUUUAAUUUUGCAGUGGCUGCAAUAGAAAUAAUGGUAGGGAACAAGAUUGAUAUCA